Bombina bombina (fire-bellied toad) is the source of this 2250-nucleotide messenger RNA. It is a transcript of the gene RASL12, whose product is annotated as RAS like family 12. Gene Ontology annotation, molecular function: GTPase activity; GTP binding. NCBI's taxonomy places the organism in Eukaryota, Metazoa, Chordata, Amphibia, Anura, Bombinatoridae. The record is from RefSeq and is a predicted model, not a curated record. Bases 608 to 1441 code for a protein of 277 amino acids. The transcript has 6 exons.
UGUGUAUGUGUGUGUGUGAGAGCAAGAAAUUAAACAAAACAAUGCAUGGCAAAGUCUUGUGUGAAGGGCAGCAUGAGAACUGGAGCAUCUAAGAGUACUUUUAAAGAUGUGAGCAAUUUCUACAACACAAUAUCUGACAACCAGCCAAAAGCACGCAUUUGAAAAUUGAUACAUCUGUCUGAAGCAGCAGUGAAUAUCCCCAGUAUUAAAGGCGUUCAAAAGAACUGGAUUUCUCAUAAACACCGGAUUGUGGUGAAAGGCAGCAACUUGACACACAGCGCAUUCUGGCAGGCACAUAACAGGAUCAGCUGAGAGGGAACCUGCGGACACAGGGGGAGGGUGCUCUGUUUGUGCUCCAGAUGUUGUAGAGACAGCUGGUGCUGGUAUAGCAGAAACCGACAGGAACUUAGUACAGAUCCCAAAAUUACUGAGGAUUAAAGCUCCUACUGAAGAAGUUGCUGGAUCUGAAAAGACUCUGGGUGCCUGGACCUACACUCACAGCAUGUGUUUCUCCUGGUGGCUUUGUAAAGAUCCCUCUGUGCCUUGAAGGAUCUAGUGGCCUGUGAGCAGACAGACCCUAACAAGCCCCUCUCACUCAUGCAAGACAAUGUCCUUGAUGUUUGGAAAACCUAGAGCUCUCAAUGUUGUUAAUGUCUCAGGUACUAAUGAACGUGGUCCACAUUGGGAAUGUAACAUUGUCCUGCUGGGGUGCAGAGGGGCCGGGAAAUCAGCUUUAACUGUUAAGUUUCUUACGAGGCGAUUUAUAAGCGAGUAUGACCCCUUUCUAGAAGACACAUACACUACAGAAGAACUAAUAGACCAACAUCCAGUUCUUGUAAGAGUUAUGGACACGGCUGACCCAGAUGGGCCAGUAAAUCCAGAGCGGUAUUUACACUGGGCAAAUGUUUUUCUAGUAGUUUACAGCAUUGAUAACAGACAGAGUUUUGAUGGCUGCUGCCAAUACCUGGACAUCAUCUCUCAUUUUAAUCGAGGAGCCUUGCAUGAGAAUCCCAUCUUACUACUGGGGAACAAGCUGGACAUGGAACGGUACAGACAGGUCAGUAAGGCAGAUGGUUCAGCUCUUGCCUCUCGUUAUGGCUGUACGUUCCGUGAAGCGUCUGCCUGUCUGGAUUUCCGGUCUGUACAACAGAUCUUCCAUGACGCCAUACAAGAAGUGAGAAGAGAGACUGAGCAUGCAUCACCCAUUAGACCUCCACUCUACAUCAGUGAAGAAAGAGCUUUGCUGGGUCUACCGCCUAUAUCAUCCCCCGCAUCAUCCUCCCGACAUGGUAUGCCUACCCUCAGCACCCUGUCACCAAUCAGCUACAAGGAGAUCCCUUCUGUGGCUCAGGCCAAAGUUGUCACUGUGAAAUCAUCCAGAGCUCAAAGUAAGCGUAAAGCGCCUACACUUACUCUACUGAAAGGUUUCAAAAUAUUCUAAUGGGAUUGUUAUAAUUGGACAGAAAGGGAACAAAAUGCAAUAAAAAAAAAAACGUAUUUAUAAACUAGAUGCUGAAUCAAUGCAGACAAAUAUUUUUGGGAGCAAAUGACUGUUACUUUAUACAAAGAGUUGCAAAGUGAGGAACCCUGCACCUUCCUAUAAAAAGAUAAAUAAAUCAUCAUUGCAGCUUUCCGGAUUAAGUUUACUUGCUGAUUUACUGCUAAGGUCAUGUGAAAGACGUUGAUAAAAAUGGAAACUAUCUGUGAACUGCAUCUUGGCCUAGAAUGUGGAAUUCAUUUAGUUUUAUUGUUUUUGAUAUGGAUCGCAUUGCUUCUCUACAAGUACCAGUCAGUAACAACCCUAAAGCAUACAGGGAGCACAAUCUACAACCUUCCCUGCAGCUCCGGGUCUUUAUAAAAAGAUUUUUCCCUUUAUGUCUGAACAUCUGGAUAACAGAUCAGCACGUCUGUAGCACAUGAAGCAGACUUCUCCUACUGCCAAUCUAACAUCCCACACCCUGUUAUCAGAGUACAAAACGCAGACCAUGGGGUUCCAGACUUUUGAUCAGCAGACAGAAUGUGCUUGCUGGCUUCGAUAAAAUCUAAAUGCUUCUCAAUCUGCCAGCUGCAGAGUUUUUUUUUAAUGUACAGUACCUGACAAAAGCGCACAUUUCAGAAAGAAGACAUAUUUAACUUAUAUUUGCUCAAUGAAAAAAUAUUAUAUAAGGCAUUAAACAUGGAACAUGACCACAUAUAAAAAUAAAUGUUAUUUGUACUAUAAUUGUAUUAAAAAAUACACUUCUGAUGGUA